Micropterus dolomieu (smallmouth bass) is the source of this 1676-nucleotide messenger RNA. Its product is annotated as Nicalin-1-like. Gene Ontology annotation, cellular component: endoplasmic reticulum membrane. The transcript is spliced from 15 exons. Bases 18 to 1676 code for a protein of 552 amino acids. The record is from RefSeq and is a predicted model, not a curated record. Gene Ontology annotation, biological process: regulation of signal transduction. Lineage: Eukaryota; Metazoa; Chordata; Actinopteri; Centrarchiformes; Centrarchidae.
GGGCAGGCUUUGACAUCAUGUUGUGGAGAGACCUGAGUGUAGCUGCCGUUCUGCUGCUGCUCUGUGUGCAACGUCUCCAUGGCUCUGCUCUUCCUGCUGUAUCCUCCUAUGAGUUUACAGCCUACAGGAUGCAACAGUACAACGUGGCACAACAUAAGCAUGGUUGCCGUGGAGCAAUUGUGGUGGCCGAGGCACGCUCGGUGGAUGAGCCGGUGCUCACCCGCCGCUGUGUCAUCAUGAAGGUGCUGGACUUCAGCACAGAGAAAUUCCUCGAGGCCCAGAGGCAAAAUGCGGCUGCUCUAUUGAUCCUGCUGCCUAAAAAUAUCUCCAGUAUCCCCCAUGACGCUGUACAGUCCUUCAUGGUGAGUGAGAGUGAGGUCUUGCUGAAGGAGACCCUCAUGCCUGUGUAUGUGGCGCCUGAGGAUGAACAGCUGCUUUAUAUGUAUGAGGAGGUCAAGCAAGCUGCAGCCACCCGGACCUCGUCUAUAUUCAUCAGAGUCCUGCGAAGUAUGGUCACAGCUACAGCUUUUCAGAUCCUAGUGAGCAACAAUGUCCCUAUUAAAGCCAUCACUGACAACGCCAUCACCACACUGGAGGGAGUGCUUCCUGGAAAAGGGGAGGAUGCACCCACUAUCGUCAUCACUGCCCAUUAUGAUUCCUAUGGGCUGGCACCGUGGCUGUCAUAUGGAGCAGACUCUAAUGCCAGUGGGGUCACCAUCUUGCUGGAGCUUGCACGCCUUUUCCAGAAGCUUUUUAGUAGCUCAAGCACCAGACCACUAUAUAAUUUGAUGUUCUCCUUAAGUGGAGCAGGAAAAUACAAUUUUCUUGGUACAAAGAGAUGGAUUGAAGAGAAUAUGGACCAUGCUGAGUCCAGCCUGCUCCAUGACAAUGUGGAAUUUGUUCUGUGUUUGGACACACUGGCAAACAGUGAUGAACUGUACAUGCACGUGUCCCGCCCUCCUAAACCGGACACUCCCAUGUACUCUUUCAUUCAACUGCUAGAGGAGGUGGUUUCCUCCAGAUUUCCAUGGGUGAAGGUGGGACUGGUCCAUAAGAAAAUCAAUCUUGUGGAGUCUGCAGUAGCCUGGGAGCAUGAGCGGUACAGCCUGCGCAGGAUACCAAGCUUCACGCUGUCUCACAUGGAAGACCCCAAAUCUCAGCUCCGUGGCUCCAUACUAGACACCAUGUCACAAGUGGACUUCAGGAAACUUAAGCGUAAUGGCAUCAUCAUAGCAGAAGCACUGGCCCGUUUUAUGUAUAAUCUCUCCGACAAGGGUUCACCUAAAGAUGUGCAGGUUUUCAAGGGCCAAAUGGACUUCCAGGACGGUCGCAUGUCCAGCCUGAUGUCCUUCUUGGCAUCAGUCCCUCGGGCUGCCCAGCUGCUGGAUAAGGAGCCCAGCCACAUCCUGCUGGUUAACUCACUGGAGCAUGAGUUCAAACGUUACCUGCAGCAAGUUCUGAGGCACACCUUCCGACAGGAUAGGAGGGACCCAGAUAUCACCUUCUUUGAUCAAAUGAGCCAACCAGUGGUGAUGUACAGAGUGAAGCCUGCAGCCUUUGAUCUCUUCCUUGGUGGCUGCAUUGCUGCUUAUUUGGGGAUUGUUUACUAUACCAUUCAGAAUUUUGGUUAUCUCUACACAAAGCUCAAAGCAGCAGUGAAAUCAAAGCACCAAUGA